CUGCCCCAGGGCUCCAUGGGCUGGCCCUUCUUCGGGGAGACGCUGCACUGGCUCAUCCAGGGUUCCAGCUUCCACAGCUCCCGGCGGCAGCGCUACGGCGCUGUGUUCAAGACGCAUCUGCUGGGCAAGCCAGUGAUCCGGGUGAGUGGUGCCGAGAACGUGCGCAAGAUCCUGCUGGGUGAGCACAGCCUGGUGAGCGCCCAGUGGCCGCUCAGCACCCAGAUCCUGCUAGGCGAGCACACCCUCCUCAACGCCAGCGCCGAUGUGCACCGGCAGCGCAGGAAGAUCCUGGCCCGAGUGUUCAGCCGCUCUGCGCUGGAGACCUACCUGCCCCGUAUCCAGAGAGUCGUGAGCUGGGAGCUGCGGGGCUGGUGCAAGGCGCCCGGUCCAGUUGUGGUCUAUUCUUCCGCCAAGACGUUGACCUUCCGCAUCGCAGCUCGGAUCCUGCUGGGGCUCCGGCUGGAGGAGAAGGCCUUCCAGGAGCUGGCGCGAACCUUUGAGCAGCUGGUGGAGAACCUCUUCUCCUUGCCGCUCAACAUCCCCUUCAGCGGGCUGCGGAAGGGAAUCAAGGCCCGGGAUCUUUUACAUGACUACAUGGAGAAAGCCAUCCUGGAGAAACUGCAGCGGAAGGAUCCUGAGGCUCAUAGCGAUGCCCUGGAUUUCAUCAUCAAUAGCGCCAAGGAGAACGGCAAAGAAUUCACCAUGCAGGAACUGAAGGAGUCUGCCAUUGAGCUGAUCUUUGCAGCUUUCUUCACCACUGCUAGCGCUAGUACUUCCAUGAUCCUCCUCCUGCUGCAACAUCCCUUGGUCAUCAAAAAGAUCCAGCAGGAGCUGGUAUCCCAUGACCUCACCAGGCUAUGCUGUUGCUUUGCUGGUGAGGGACCCCGGACAGACGGUCAGCCUGGCCAAGAGACCCUGAUUGUCCACGGAAAUGAAAACAAGGACAGUGACUCCGAGCUGCCCCUUCCACCCAGAGUGGAUGGAGAUCAAGGCCGAGAGACAAAAGGGGAAGGGAGAGGCCCUCACUUGCAUCUCGUUGCUGGAGCCACCCAGGAAGCCACCGGCGGUGGGACUACAAACUGCCCUCGCUCUGAGCCCAUGCAAGAAGAAGCAGACCAGCUCCUCAGCAGCCUGGAAGGGCCUGAGUGCUAUUGCCAGCCUCACUUGACCCUGGAGAAGAUGAGCCGCCUGCGCUACUUGGAUUGUGUCAUCAAGGAAGUGUUGCGCUUGCUGCCCCCGGUGUCCGGAGGUUAUAGGACAGCCUUACAAACCUUUGAGCUGGAUGGUUAUCAGAUUCCCAAGGGAUGGAGCGUGAUGUACAGUAUUCGGGACACGCACGAGACCACUAGCAUCUACCAGAGUCCCCCGGAUACUUUUGAUCCUGAACGGUUUUGGGUAUCGCAGGAAGAACGGGAGGAGCACAAGGCGGCUGGCUCGACUCGCUUUCACUAUAUCCCCUUUGGCGGGGGAGUCCGAAAUUGCAUCGGAAAAGAACUGGCCCAGGCCAUCCUCAAGCUGCUGGCCAUUGAACUGGUCAGCACAGCACGCUGGGAACUGGCCACGGUCCACUUCCCAAAGAUGCAAACCGUGCCUAUUGUGCACCCUGUCGAUGGCCUGCAGCUCUAUUUUCAUCCUCUGAAACCUGGAAGAGAAAGCAACAAGGCCAACACUUGA
This is a messenger RNA of Elgaria multicarinata webbii, 1674 nucleotides long. RefSeq names its product cytochrome P450 26C1. Lineage: Eukaryota; Metazoa; Chordata; Lepidosauria; Squamata; Anguidae. The record is from RefSeq and is a predicted model, not a curated record. Gene Ontology annotation, biological process: sterol metabolic process. Gene Ontology annotation, molecular function: iron ion binding; heme binding; oxidoreductase activity, acting on paired donors, with incorporation or reduction of molecular oxygen. The transcript has 6 exons. Bases 16 to 1674 code for a protein of 552 amino acids.